This is a messenger RNA of Trichoplusia ni (cabbage looper), 7786 nucleotides long. Its product is annotated as serine-rich adhesin for platelets-like. Gene Ontology annotation, molecular function: chitin binding. Gene Ontology annotation, cellular component: extracellular region. Lineage: Eukaryota; Metazoa; Arthropoda; Insecta; Lepidoptera; Noctuidae. The record is from RefSeq and is a predicted model, not a curated record.
ACAGCCGGUGUUUAAACUAUUCAAUUAUUAUAAGUAGGUAAAUAUUUGCGUAACAUACCAAUAACCAUAUCCAACAGUAAGAUCUAAAAGCCCCCGACACGCCCAUCUACAAAGAGUUCAACAAUUUAUCCAACCUCAUUAUAAUCUAACACUGACCGUGACUUGGCACGCGAAUCGGUAAUCGCUAUUUAAUCGCGAUGUAAAUUGUCAUUGAUAAAAAACAAAACACUGUAGCCCCCACGGCGGUUCCGAUGACGCGUUUAAUUGUAUCGAUAAGAGAGCCAAGUGUAGCAUGUGCGAUGUGUGAUGCUAUACGCUCGGUAUAAGAGGCUGCCGGGCAACGGCGCGCGGAUCAUACAGCCUUACACCGACACCUCGCCGAGACCUUGCCCGCCACGCAAGGACGACUCCAGCCCCUACGAAACUAGCCAUUUUCUUACCGACUCCUAUGCGAGAAGCUCACCUCUGUACUAAGUUUUGAUUAUUCUAAAAAGAAUAAGACUGAACUUAAAAAUAAAACAAGUGUUAUUCAGUGUUGUACUCAGUGAUAAAGGAUUUUAGGUGGCGAACAAAAUGCUUUUCAAGUUAUAAUAGAUCAUUGAACGAGCAAAAUGGAUAUUUUAUUUCGAGAAUCUUGUAAAACCUAUUUACUUCUGCUUCUUCUAGUCAUUGCGGAUGCAACAAGCAGCAAUACGAAUGAAACAUCUAAUGAACAUCGGCAAUCUCGAGUUACGGGAAGGAUAGUUAAAAUAUAUUCGGGAACGAGACCUGAUCCCGUGACCUGUGCCGGCGAAGGUUUUCAAGCCGACCCUCACAACUGCGCCAUCUUCUACCGCUGUAUGAAAUCAGGAAAUGGAAAAUAUUCAGUUUUUAAGUUCCAAUGUGGACCGGGAACUGUUUACGAUCCCGAAACUGAAGUCUGCAAUCACCCUCAUAGUACAAAACGAUCGGAAUGUGGAGGUAUAUUACCACCGCCGAUAGAGGACCGUGUUAGUAAUAAUGAAAUCGAUGACAUUCGUCAAGAGGUACCAUCUCCGAUAACAACUAGUAAACCAAACUAUACAAAGAAAAUAGAAACAGAGAAAACUACUUUUGCCCAAACUUCUACGACUACGAGAUCACCUGUCACAAUAAGUUCGUCUACAAAACGCCAAGUACCAGAUCUUUCGACAGUAUUUACUAGUUCGAGUCCUUGGGGAUCGUCGCUAGGAGUGGCCAACGUAGAUCAUACUAUAAGUCCCCUAAUAUUACCUCCUACCACUGGAACCCAGAAUCAACAGUAUAACGAAGUCCCCAAAAAUAUACUACCCGAUACUCCUCAGACAAGUCGACAAGAUAAUAUUUGUACAUCAGACGGGUUCAUGGGUGACAGUGAAGAUUGCCGCAAGUUUUAUAGAUGUGUAGCUAAUCAAAGAGGGACAUACACGAGGUUUGAAUUUUCCUGCAGCGAAUCAACAGUAUGGGACGAUGACACUCAAAGCUGUAAUCAUGCUUGGGCCGUUAAAAGGAGUAGAUGUAGCAGAAGUGGACAGCAGAGUAACCAGAUAUCAAAUGAAAAUACUAGAGCUACCACUGAGGGAUCUAAAGUUGAGCCGAAUUUAAAAGCUAAAACGAUUCAACAACAACUGCAAAUAAGUUAUGGUUCUAAAGUUACUCAGACGCAAACGCAAAUCAGUAACGGGUCAGUUGUACAAAACCAAACUCAAAUUAACUACGGUGACCGGACAAGCCCCAAAAAAGGCUCAAGAGCUAAACAAAAUCAAACACAAAUAAGUCACGGAUCAGCUACAAGUCAAUCACAGACGCAAAUUGAUUAUAGUGAUAAAGGUGUACAAACCCAGUUACAAAUUGAUCACUCCCAACAAUCUAGUCAGUCUCAGGUACAAAUUCAUGAAUCAACUACUCAAGCAAAUUCGACAUCUGUUGCCCAAACCAAUACUCAGCAGGGUAACCAAUGUACUUCAUCUGGUUUCAUGGGAGAUACGAAUGAUUGCAAAAAGUUCUACAGGUGCAUAGAUAACGGGAGAGGAAGUUACAUGAAGUUUGAAUUUUCUUGUGGAGAAGGUACCGUAUGGGAUCAAAGCAUCGAAGCUUGUAAUCAUGCCUGGGCAGUAAAGGAAUGUGGAGGAAAAGGUUCUACUGGAAGUACUAGCACUACUCAUUCUUCAACGAGCACGCCCAAGACAACACAAAGUCCUACAACUGCGUCAACUGAAAACUAUCACACGACUUCAGUUGCUAGUGUUACAGAAGAUAACGAAGAUGAUGGUUACGGACAACCAAAUCAAAAUCCUACAACUCACUCUACAACAACAGCUGGCCCUACUACAACUGUUACCCUUGUAUCUUCCACACCGUCUUCAAAAGGAGAAUGCCAAUCAAGUGGUUUUAUUGGUGAUCCAAACGACUGUAAAAUAUUUUACAGAUGUGUAGAGAAUGGCAGAGGUGCUUUUACUAAAUACGAAUUUAAGUGCGGUGAAGGAACUGUAUGGGAUCCGGAUUUGGAAGCUUGCAACCAUGCCUGGGCCGUCAAAAAAUGUGGUGGAAGUGCAUCUCCAGAGAAAGUGGAAACCACGACUGUCAAACAAACUACAGUUGAGGCUGAUCAAACAACACAAAGCACAGUUACUAUACAUUCGUCUACAGAAACGUCAAACAUUGAUUAUGAUGACGCUGGUUAUGAAUCAGGUAACAAUGCUUUUACUACGACAACUACAACAACAACGACUUCUACAACCACUUCUAGACCAUCUGGUGACCAUAACUCAGGCUCUGUAUGCCGAUCUUCUGGAUUCAUGGGAGACGCAAAUGAUUGCAAAAAAUUCUAUAGAUGUGUGGGCAACGGCAAUGGAGGUUACACUCGUUAUGAAUUUUCUUGUGGUGAGGGUACAGUAUGGGAUUCAAAAAUCGACGCUUGCAAUCACGCCUGGGCUGUAAAGAACUGUGGAGGAGCUGGAUCAAUAGAUGGUGCCGAAGAAACCACUUCACAAUCGAGACCAACUACAAGUCAUGAUGUAAUUACCAGUAGCUCAACUGAGACUGUUCAAAGCAAUGUAUCACCUACUUCUGGCCCUAGUUCAACAUCAACUACAACGACUACUUCAGGACCUCAGACAGCAAGCGAUGAUUGCACCCGUAGUGGUUUCAUGGGUGACAGCAAAGAUUGCAAAAAGUUCUACAGAUGCGUGGACAAUGGAAAUGGCUCUUACACUAAGUAUGAAUUCGCUUGUGGUGAAGGAACAGUAUGGGAUCAGAAAAUUGAAGCUUGUAAUCAUGCAUGGGCAGUGGAAAAAUGCGGCGGUAGUGUUGAAUCGUCCAGUGAACAUCACGAAACUUCAACUCAACACCAUAAUACUAUAAAUGAUGAAAUCGAUGAUGGCUACAACUCGAAUCAAAAUGUUGGACCAACUUCCACUCAGAGCUCGACGACUGUGAUUACGACUGAAGCGUCAAAAGUACCAACCAAUGACAACACUUGUGUAAAUACUGGUUUUAUGGGUGAUAAAAAUGAUUGCAAAAAGUUCUAUCGAUGCGUCGAUGACGGUAAUAAUGGAUACAUUCGAUAUGAAUUUAGCUGUGGUGAAGGUACUUUGUGGGAUCAAAGUAUAGAAGCUUGUAAUCAUGCAUGGGCAGUCAAAGAUUGUGGAUAUUCUGGAAACAAUACGCAACAUGUUUCAAGUGAAACUACCACGCAUGCUACAGCUACCUCCGGAUCGGAAGACCCAGUUUAUCCUCAAUCUACUGAAAAAACUACUACAACUUUAAUGGUGAGCGUUAACCCAGAUGAUCAAAGCGAAAUAUGCUUAACAGAAGGUUUUAAAGGCGACAGAAAUGAUUGUAAGAAAUUUUAUAGAUGUGUGGACAAUGGCCGGGGUGGAUACACAAAGUAUGAGUUUGCGUGCGGUGAUGGUACUUAUUGGAAUCAGGAAAUAUUAGCGUGUGAUCACACGUCAUCUAACAAGAACUGUGGCGGAACUAGUGUAGGUUCAACGCCACAAAACUCUUAUUCAGAACAGGAUGAAAUGCAAACAGAAGCAACGACUUCGCCAACUUCUUCGACGAUGGGAAAUAACAAUGAUUAUUCAACUCAAAAGCCUCCUGUUUCAUCAGGUAUAUGCACUGCUGAAGGAUUCUAUGGCGAUAUGAAUGAUUGUAAGAAGUUUUAUAGAUGUGUAGAUAACGGUAAGGGUGGCUAUACUAAAUAUGAUUUUACUUGUGGAGAUGGCACAGUUUGGAAUCAAGAUAUUCAAGCUUGUGAUCAUGAAUCUAACAAUAAAAAUUGCCCGAGUCGUCCCGGAUCCGGUAUACAAACAACAGAAACUCCUGGAACAGGAAACAACUUUUCUUCUUCACCCUCUACAGAAUCACAAUAUUCAACCGAAGUGACAGGAACGUCAUCUACUUCUAGCUCAUCAUCAACUAGCAGUUACAAUUGUGAAUCAGAAGGAUUCUUUGCUCACCCUGAUGAUUGCAAGAAAUUCAUUCGUUGCGUUAGCAAUGAUAAAGGAGGGUAUACCAGGUAUGAAUUUACUUGUGGAGAAGGUACCAUUUGGGUUCAAGAUAUAUUAGCUUGUGAUCAUGAUACAGGUGACUCAAAUUGUAAGUCACAAUCAACAAAUAAACCCGUAACAUCAGGCGGGAAUCAACAAACUACAACAGAAAAACAUGACAUUGGCUCGAACACACCUAAACCGACCGACAGACCAACUCAGACAACAGAUAAACUGGAGGAUGAAUAUGAUAAUGAUAGUUCCAAUAAGCCAACUCAGGACAGUGGAGAGUGUUCAUCUGAAGGUUUUUACCCGAACAAAAACGAUUGUAGACAGUUUUACAGGUGUGUCGAUAAUGGUAAAGGAGGUUAUACAAAGUAUGACUUUACAUGUGGUGAAGGCACUGCAUGGGACUCUGAGGCUCAAACAUGUAAUCAUAUUGAUCAAGUCAAAUCUUGCCAAGGAGCAGGAUCACAACCUGUGAUGCAUGAAGAAAAUAAUGCUCAAGCUACUGAAUCUUCAAAGCCAUCUAAUACUCAAGCAACUGAAUCCACAAGUGCAUCUAAUACUCAAGCAACUGAAUCUACAAGCACUUCAAAAACUACAACUACUGCAUCUAACCAAGGCUCGACUAAUGAUAAUAAAAACAGUUGUGACAGUGAAGGAUACUUUGGUGAUAAGCAGGAUUGUACAAAGUUUUAUAGAUGCGUUGACAAUGGAAAAGGAGGGUACACUAAAUACGAUUUCACAUGUGGUGAAGGAACUAUAUGGGACCAAGAUAUAACGACUUGUAACCAUCCUCAAGAUGUUGUUAAUCCGUCUUGUAACCAACAAGGUGCAAGUGCAACAUCCACCACUGCAAGUUCUGCAUCAGGCGGUUCAUCUGAAGCUACGACAACAACUGAAGGUACAGAUAGUUCACAGACUACAUCCAGUACCCAAAGCACUACGAGCACUCAAAGUUCAGGAAACUGCUCUGAAGAAGAAGGAACAAAGAAACCUGAAAAUCAAAAUAUAACUUGCACCAAAGCAGGCUAUUUCGCAAAUCCUAACGAUUGCAAGAAAUUCUAUAGGUGUGUUGAUUGGGAUGGUGAAGGUAAACGUUUUUCAGUUUAUCAUUUCGACUGCGGUGAAGGUACUAUAUGGGAUCCAGCUGUUGAAACGUGUAACCACGAAGAGUCAGUAUAUCCACCACGCGACUGUAGUGGUUCACAAUCACAAAGUGAAAAUCAACCGUCAACUGAACAGACUACUACGUCGCAGCAGGAAAGUACUACUACUACUGAAAAGUCAACCACAACUGAAGGAAGCACCACUCAAAGUACUCAGUCAACGACUUCUGAGCCAUCAACAACUGAACAGACGACCACCUCUCAAGCGUCAACGACUCAACAGUCUAGCACAUCUGAGCAAACAACUACGGAAACAUCAAGUACUUCGGAGCAGACAACUCAACAGUCAACGACGCAGCAGUCUACUACCUCUGAACAAACUACAACACAGCAGUCAACUACAUCUGAACAAACCACACAAGAGUCUACAACCUCUGAACAAACUACAACACAAUCUACUACUUCUGAACAAACUACGACGCAGUCUUCUACAACCGAACAAACGACGACGCAGCAGUCUACAACAUCAGAACAGACCACUGAACAGACAACGACACAACAGUCCACCACAUCAGAGCAAACUACUGAACAAACAACCACUUCCGAACAGACAACGACCCAAAAAUCGACCACAAGUGAACAGACAACAACAGAACAACCAACUACGCAAGAAUCAACCACGUCAGACCAAACGACUCAAGAAUCUACCACUUCUGAACAAACAACUCAAGAAUCUACCACAUCUGAACAAACAACUCAGGAAUCAACUACAGAACAAACAACCACGCAACAAUCAACUACUAGUGACUCGGCAACUGACUCCAGCACUACAGAACAAUCAACAACUCAACAAUCAACUACUGCAGAACAAACUGAACAAAGCACGACUGAAGAAUCAACGACUGAACGACGUGAGAGUACGACCACCCAAGAGUCGACUACUGAACAAUCAACAACUGAGUCACAAGACAACUCAACAACAGAAAGCAGCACAUCCGAACAAACAUCUGAAAGUAAAUGCCCGGAGACCGAUGACGACCAAAACUUAUUCGUAUGCCCUACGUCUUUCAGAAGACAUCCGAAAUACUGUAAUCUGUUCUACCAAUGUGACGAAGAGGAUGACACACAUGAUGUAAAAAUAGCAGUGUUUACUUGCCCUAACAACACUAUUUACGAUGAAAGUCAAACGCGGUGCGUUGAAGAAAAGAAGGCAGAGAAAAAAUGUGACGGACAAAUUGCACAAAAACGUAGAUUUAAAAGAUUUGAUAUGGACUACAAAGAGCCAAUUGUGGUAACAAAAGACAGUUUUGCCUGCAAAAGCGCCGGUUACUUUUCAUUUGAGAAAGACAGUGAAUGCUCACCAGCCUUCCUCAAAUGUAAAACCGAUAAAAAUAAUAAAGUAAAGGGAGUAGUAUAUCAGUGUCCGAGUGGCUACGUAUAUUGGUCGAUCAGUAAACGAUGUGAACCGGUCAACAGGGUAAAGGAUUGUAAACGAUCACAUAACGAUUGGACUGGAAGAUGGGAGAUACCUGUUGAAAGAAGAAAUGUUGCCAGACGUAGCAGAGGGAAAAUUUACUAGUGAUAUAAAUGUAAGCCGCAUUUUUUUGUGAUAAUGCACUGCAUCGGUGCUAUAUAAAACUCACAAAAUACAUAAGUAUAGACGUAUAGGUAGUUGUAAAAAAAUCAUAAACUUUUAGUUUAUGUUCCGCCUCAAAGCACCUGCCAAGUAUCAGUGGAUAAGAUAAAUGGCAAGAGCUUAGAUAAUUAAAAUGUUUUGGCACCCGGGAUAGGGUUGGGUAUUUUGAACUUCUCAAGGAGUAGUUUAACUAUUUGUAAUCUGCAUUAUUUAAAUUGGAGCCUUGGUGGAUAAUAAUUCUAUCGCAUUCAUAAACGCUGCCAAAAAUAAAUCAACCCGUCUUAAAUAAUUUGCUAACAAUUACAUGUUCUUUGAUAACUAUCAUUAUGAAUACGUGAGUUAUUAUUUCAGACUUUAAUAAUAUGUUUAAUUUUAAACAUUUAAAUUUACAAGAUAUCUAGUCUACAAAUUUAUCUACACACUGCUUGCUGCCAUGAUACUAGGUAAAAUGAAGACUUGUGAACAAAAUGUUGUGAACAGUUAAAAACAAUAUUUUGAUCACGACCAUUAGUUAUUAAGUUAAUGUAAGUAAUAAUAUAAGUAAUGAA